AUGUCGGCACCAACCAAUCCAAGAGUUUCUAAAAGGAAAUCCAGAUUACCUUUGAGUACUAAUUCUAAGAAGAAAAGGUCAAAUGGUGGAUCUAGUAACAUCGCUGAAGGAUCUAGUAGUUCUGUUGGUGGAUCUACAGUAGAUGAUGGUGGACUUCAUGUAUGCAGUCUCUCCCAAGAAGCCGAGGAUAGAAUUGUGGAUAAACUCUUUAAUAAACUUUCAAACCAUGGUCUUCUUCAAACUUUGGCAGUUGGUGAAGUGGUAUCCAAUCAACAAGCGGGGGCUAUAUCAUCUGAAGAUAUACCGUCUACCCUAUCUUCGGAUGGGAAUAUAUCAGGUACUUCUGAUUUGAGUAUUGGGAACAAUCCCUCUACUUCUAACCCUAUAUUUUCUUAUAAUCUGGGUAUAUCUGCCCAUGUGUCAGAUAAGCUCAAAUCCUGUAUUUGGCAGAAAGUUUUUGUAGAAUUUUCCUCGUUAUUGCCUGAAGGACCAUCUGAAGGAUUCAAUAUCGAUAUUGAAAACUCUGGAAAUGACAAACUUCUAAAGAUUGUUUCAAAACCUAAGUCAAAGGUGCUAAACAUAGAAAAUUGGCUCAAAUCAUUCCACAUUUUCAUGGAUAUAUAUUUGCAGAAAUAUCAAAAUUCGUAUUCGGGGCUUUUAGCCUAUUCUGCACUCAUACAGGAUUUGAGUAAAUCUUAUGGCCAAAAGGCAUUUUUAUUUUAUGAUUCAUCUUUUAGAAAUCACAUGCAGUCUCAGCCACUUCAGUGGGGAAUUAUGCAUUCUGAACUUUGGCUGCGUGCCACAACACUUUACGGAGCCCGUUCUCAAAAUAUCGAACCUCCAAAGCAAAAACGUAUGUGUUACGCCUUUAAUCAGAAAAACUGUUGUACGCGUACAAAAUGUACGUACAAUCAUCUCUGUCUGAAGUGUGGUGGCAAGCAUCCUCGUUUUAGGUGUUUUAGAACAGAUGUAUCUAAGAGUUUUAAUCAGGACGAUUCUGAACGAAUCCAAUCUUCGAAUAAUUCCUUUCGUGCCUCUCGCAAACAAAACACACAGCCACAGGCUACCAACGCCGAUAAAUCCUCAUAA
Lottia gigantea (owl limpet) is the source of this 1089-nucleotide messenger RNA. RefSeq lists its product as hypothetical. The record is from RefSeq and is a predicted model, not a curated record. Bases 1 to 1089 code for a protein of 362 amino acids. The transcript has a single exon. NCBI's taxonomy places the organism in Eukaryota, Metazoa, Mollusca, Gastropoda, Lottiidae.